ACGGCGAUACCCUUGAUUGAGACGAUUCAGGAGAGUUUCAUCCACCAAAAAGCCGUGCCGACUGAACUAUGCGGAGGACUUGAAAGCGUGGGGCAAAGAUGGCAUAACCUAAAUCUCCGAAGAGGUUUGCUAGCGUAUCGUCUCAUUUCAGGUAGUCGUCCAACUCGGCGAAAAUUGCGUCGUUUGGCACUAGUUGUACUCUCCGAAAUGAAGCGCCUGGAACCGCCCCUGCUCGGGCCAAUAGGCCCCUCCUCGCGGGCUGACCGGGCGGACAGGCCCCUCCUCGCCGGCGACAUGCACCCGUUUACAAAGCAUAUACAACCUUCGAGCCGCCCCGUCUGCCUGCGCUUAUCCCGUCACUCUGCGCUCGGUCACUGCCGCGUGACGGGCCGUGUCGGAUUGAGCUCUGCGCGUGCUGCUUUAGGGUUAUCGUGACGCUGACCAGCCGGUGACGUUCCAGCACGCUUCAUGUCGAACCCAGAACCUCACGUCACAGACGUCAAAGAGGGCGCAAGCGCGCCGUCGUCGGUGCGUUUCGUCGUCGUGGAUACGGACCUGGGCGUCGACGACGCUCAAGCUAUCGGCAUGCUGCUGUCGGCCGAGCGGCGUGGCGAGCUGCGCGUACUGGGAAUCACCACCGUGGCCGGCAACACCAGCGUCAAGAACGCCACGCGCAAUACACGCCGCCUGCUCGCCACAUACGGCCGUCUGGACGUGCCUGUGUAUGCUGGCGCUCACUGCUUCCUGCUGAGUGAACAGAUGACCCCCUUACCAAUACCACGGGGAGAACGGGCUCGGUAA
Messenger RNA from Pollicipes pollicipes, 801 nucleotides. Its product is annotated as putative uridine nucleosidase 2. Gene Ontology annotation, molecular function: hydrolase activity, hydrolyzing N-glycosyl compounds. The transcript has 3 exons. The record is from RefSeq and is a predicted model, not a curated record. The coding region runs from base 469 to 801 and encodes 110 amino acids. NCBI's taxonomy places the organism in Eukaryota, Metazoa, Arthropoda, Thecostraca, Pollicipedomorpha, Pollicipedidae.